AUGGCAGGACUCCUCACGGUCAUCGCGGUCGCUCCUAGUAGUUGCUUGACGGGCGUCAUCGCCAACGUGAUCGGGUCCGCGAUCAUGCGACGAGCCGCAUACGACGGCUACGAUGUCGCGACCUCAGCACAGAAUGGCGCGGUCGGCGGUGCGAUCCUCUUCUUGGUCUUAUGCCUCUCCUGGGUGAUCUUCGGCGCGAUGCAGACGGACGAACCGAGGUCCUGCGGGUUCGGCAUCUUACAUUAUCUCAGUGGAUUGUCGUUCACUGUCGGCUUUGCGGCGGCCUGUGGCGCUGUAGGUUCGGCGGUCUUGAUCGCAACUGGUCAUGCGGUCCAGCAGGUGACCGAGAGUGCGAUCGCGGGCGCAGUCGGCGCGGCGACACUGGCGGCAGGGGUGAUGGCUUUCUACUUGUUGCUUUUUCCGUUGCUGUGCUGCUACUGGGUUGAUGCGGUCGAUGAACGAACCACGGUGUCGUAUACGACAACGGUGGAGCAUCCGAGCUAUUCGCGCUGGUAG
Molecule: messenger RNA, 516 nt
Organism: Dissoconium aciculare CBS 342.82
Lineage: Eukaryota; Fungi; Ascomycota; Dothideomycetes; Mycosphaerellales; Dissoconiaceae
Exons: 2
Coding region: 1-516 (171 amino acids)
Source: RefSeq, a predicted model, not a curated record